AGUGUGGACCAAGAGGAACCAGAACCUCUGCAGAUAAAAGAAGAGCAGCAAGAACCAGAACAUCCCUGGACAAAAGAGGAAACCAUGGAGGUCCUCAUUAGUGAGCAGGAAGAGCAGCUUGUUCUGAAGCAGGAGGCUGAAGAUAAAGAAGAGGAAACUUUCCCAUGUUUGACAUGUGGAGAAAACUUUCUUAAAAAAGAACAUUUAAUGGUUCACAUGAGAACUCACACAGGUCAGAAGAUUUAUGAAUGUCUGUCCUGUGGAAAAAUGUUCACAAAGAAAUCUAAUCUUGAUAGACACAUCAGAAUCCACACAGGUGAGAAGCCUUUUUCCUGUACAAUUUGUAACAAGAAUCUUACUGAAAAAAGUCAUUUGACUUCUCACAUGAGAAUUCACACAGGAGAGAAUCUUUUUGUAUGUCUGUCCUGUGGAAAAAGCUUCACUAAGGAAUCUAAUCUUGAUAGACACAUCAGAAUUCACACAGGUGAGAAGCCUUUUUCCUGUUCCAUUUGUAACAAGACUUUUACUGAAAGAAAUAAUUUGACUACUCACAUGAGAAUUCACACAGGGGAAAGGCCUUUUGAAUGUUCGUCCUGUGGAAAAAGCUUCACACAGAAAUCUGAUCUUGAUAGACAUAUCAGAAUUCACACAGGUGAGAAGCCUUUUUCUUGUACCAUUUGUAACAAUAAUUUUACUGUAAAAAGUAGUUUGACUAAACACAUUAGAACUCAUACAGGUGAGAAACCUUUUGAAUGUCUGUCCUGUGGAAAACGCUUCACUUGUAAGUCUGAUCUUAAUAAUCACAUCAGAAAUCACACAGGUGAGAAGCCUUUUUCCUGUACAAUUUGUGGAAAAACUUUUACUUUAAAAAGUAUUUUGACUACACACUUGAGAAUUCACAAAGGUGAGAAGCUGUUCUCCCGAAUGAUUUGUGACAAAGGUUUCAAAUGAGGAGGUAAUUUUACAGAGGACAUUUAUUCAUGCAUGAUGUGGAAUGAUUUAUAUUUUUAAUAAAGCAUUUGUUUCACAUAAUUCACAGCAGUUAGAUGCCAUAGGAAAGAACAGUAGAGGCGUUUUCCAUGUUUGACUGGUGAUAAAAUGUCCAUAUAGAAACUCCUUCACCCCCUUACAUGAGAAACUCACAGGUUAAUGGCAAAGUUUUGUUAGUUAACUUAAUUAACAGUUCUGUUUACAUGGAAACUAGAACAGAUGAGAUGUUAUAUUGUAAUUCUAAUAAAUAUUCAGGUAUUCAGAAUAUGUGGAUGUGAAAAAUUUUAAAGUUAAUUAUUUUGAGUCUCAGUAAAUUUCAUUUAGUUGGCCAAAAUGAGAAUGUUGCCCUAACAAAAAUAUUUCUUACUUUCUCUGUAAUAAAGGAAAACAUCUUGGUGACAGAUGAAGCAAGUUUGCUAAACUAUUGGUUGGAUAUAUUCCAGAAACACUUUUAUUCAGAUUAAAAUAUCCUCAAAUGAAAGUAAAGCAAAGGUAGAACAGUUUUAAUGAGCUUUGCUCAGUUUUGCUGAUGUUUUUGGAGGAUUUUUUAAGAGGUCAGCUGCAAAUGAUGAGAGUUUAGCUAAUUCAGUGUCUUGUUGGCUUUCAUUAGCAAUGCAUCAAUCAGCCCUGCUACGUGUGUUGUUGAAUCCAGGCCCACCAAAACUCCAACUGUUUUUGGCCCAGUGUUAGAGCUAUGGUCAAUGGAUAUUAGAAUGAAGUAGAUCAUCUAUAGAGGAGUCUCAGAUGAAGAUUUGGGACAUAUAUAAGUGUGUGUCAGUCUCAGAGUUAGUCAGCUACAAGCUAAUUAAUGUUGCAAAGUAGCUCCAGCCACCUUGAAAGGGGGUGCUGGGAUUAUGGGGUUAAACUACGGGACAUCAAAGAACUCAGUUUAGAGGCUGGAGUCUGUAGUUCAGGUAAAUUGAAGUCCUAAAAUGAUGAAACAUGUUUGUU
This is a messenger RNA of Cyprinodon tularosa, 1941 nucleotides long. Its product is annotated as gastrula zinc finger protein XlCGF8.2DB-like. Gene Ontology annotation, molecular function: RNA polymerase II cis-regulatory region sequence-specific DNA binding; DNA-binding transcription factor activity, RNA polymerase II-specific. NCBI's taxonomy places the organism in Eukaryota, Metazoa, Chordata, Actinopteri, Cyprinodontiformes, Cyprinodontidae. The record is from RefSeq and is a predicted model, not a curated record. The coding region runs from base 85 to 951 and encodes 288 amino acids. Gene Ontology annotation, biological process: regulation of transcription by RNA polymerase II. The transcript has a single exon.